AUGUUAGUGAGUCAUGUGCACCGACUUUCCGAAACCUAUAGGGAAUUUUUAGAAAAAUUGACGACGCAAUCUCUUUUGCUCGCGACAUAUCUGACAAAAGAAAACGACGGUGGAUUGAAAUAUGUAUGUUGUGAAGGGAAAUACUUUGAUACGUAUCUCAAGAAAACUGAUCGACUAUCUCCAACAAUGUACGUCGCUUAUGAAUAUCGCAAGGAUAACUGCGUGCAAAUGUAUGCGGCGUUUGAUGAUUUGGAUGUUGCACUUGAUUUAGUAGAUGGAAAGAUACUCAACCUGAAUGAGAGGAUCGCAGUGGAUUUUGUCAAUGUUUCUUAG
Messenger RNA from Ambispora gerdemannii, 333 nucleotides. The record is from the annotation of a GenBank genome assembly. Lineage: Eukaryota; Fungi; Glomeromycota; Glomeromycetes; Archaeosporales; Ambisporaceae.